Molecule: messenger RNA, 1833 nt
Organism: Megalopta genalis
Lineage: Eukaryota; Metazoa; Arthropoda; Insecta; Hymenoptera; Halictidae
Source: RefSeq, a predicted model, not a curated record
AGUCCAGUUUUUUUUCUCCCGCGAUCGUGGACGCAAAAAGUUAACGGGUGUCGCGUCGGGUCGACGCGACAGCGGGGAAAGGUACCGCCAUGGGGAAUCGGCGCGAAAACCGACGCGGACGACCGCCGGUCCGGUCCAGUCUGCCCGGAGCACCGGAUGCGGGUAGCGGAUACGACUCGUCGCUGACAAAAUAGGCGGUGUCGAACGAUGAAGGUUGUACCCGCGUUCUUGUUCGUUCUACUGACGACGCGAGUUCGCUGUUACGGACACGGUGGAACGGCCGUUGUUCGAACGGCCGUCGUUCGAACGGCGUCCGGACCGGUGCGAGGCUACGUCGAGCAAACGCAGUUCAGGAAUCUCGACUAUUCCAUCUUCAAGGGAAUCCCUUUCGCCGAACCGCCGCUUGGAAAUCUCCGUUUCAGGGCUCCGGUACCGAUCGCGCCUUGGACCGAAGUGCUCGACGCUACCGAGGAGGGUCCGAUUUGUCCGCAAAUCGACAAGUUGAUCCGAAGGGCUCUCGCGCCCACGGGGGACGAAGAUUGCUUGCGCCUGAACGUCUACUCUCCACUGAACUUUGAAUCGAAGACGAAAUAUCCCACCAUGGUGUUCGUUUACGGGGGCGCGUACGUCGAGGGAUACAAAGACCAGGUGCUCUACGGACCGGAUCUUUUCAUCGAAGAAGGCGCGAUCGUGGUCACCUUCAAUUACCGUCUCGGCGUUCUAGGUUUUCUGAGCCUGGGAAUACCGGAAGCGUUGGGAAACGCGGCAAUGAAGGACCAAGUCUUGGCGUUGAAAUGGGCUCCGGUACCGAUCGCGCCUUGGACCGAAGUGCUCGACGCUACCGAGGAGGGUCCGAUUUGUCCGCAAAUCGACAAGUUGAUCCGAAGGGCUCUCGCGCCCACGGGGGACGAAGAUUGCUUGCGCCUGAACGUCUACUCUCCAGCGCUGAACUUUGAAUCGAAGACGAAAUAUCCCACCAUGGUGUUCGUUUACGGGGGCGCGUACGUCGAGGGAUACAAAGACCAGGUGCUCUACGGACCGGAUCUUUUCAUCGAAGAAGGCGCGAUCGUGGUCACCUUCAAUUACCGUCUCGGCGUUCUAGGUUUUCUGAGCCUGGGAAUACCGGAAGCGUUGGGAAACGCGGCAAUGAAGGACCAAGUCUUGGCGUUGAAAUGGGUGCAGCGGAAUAUCGAGAAAUUCGGCGGCGAUCCGAGGAACGUGACGCUGUUCGGCGAAAGCGCCGGAUCCUCUUCGGUCAUACUGCACGAACUGUCCCGUCGGUCGGAAGGUGAUCGAAUCCUGAAUACGACGGAGCCUCGAUCGUCCGAUCCGCGCUCGACGAUCGAGGCUCCGGAUCGAUUCGACGACGAUGUUCCGCUUCGUUCCCGGGCAACGUCGGACGACGCGCGUUUCGAUCUCCGGACAUUUUCCUAAAUCCUAAAAUCGUUGUCCGAGGUUCGUAAAAGCGUCGUCGGCGCUCGCGAACGAGCAUCUUUCGGGGGAGCGUUGCGAAACGACGUUGAAUCGAAUCGUGGUUUCGUCGUCGACAGGCCUCUACCAGAAAAGCAUCGGUCAGAGCGGCGCUUCGCUGUUCUACCUCUAUCAAUCGCCGCGGAAGGCCCUCGUGGCCGCGCGCCUCUUGGCGCGCGUCCUCGAUUUCGACACGCCCGACAAGAAGAAACUGUUGCGAUCUUACUUGAGAGCCAGCGCGUACGAUCUCGUCAAGGCGACCAGCAAUAUGUACCUCUUCCCGGACUACGUAAGACCGUAACCCGCGAACCCGUUGGGCUUCGAGUUUCGAUGCCGCCGCUGCCACGAUGGCGGCGGUGUGGA